Paramecium pentaurelia is the source of this 1452-nucleotide messenger RNA. Lineage: Eukaryota; Ciliophora; Oligohymenophorea; Peniculida; Parameciidae. The record is from the annotation of a GenBank genome assembly.
UAUGAAUAAAAUUCUUAGAGGGUUUUCAACAGUAAAAUCAAUGAAAUUCAUCAAAGAUAAAUAACCAAUAAUAAAGAUUAGUGAAUUACCUUCUGGAAUAAAAAUAUUUACUGAAUAAACGGCUUUUCCAUUUGCUUCUGACAUAGGAAUUUGUUUUAAAGCAGGAUUAAGAAAUGAACUACCUUCAGAAACAGGCUCAUUAUUCAGUCUAAACUAACACAUGUAUCAUAUUUCUGAGAACGAUUGUCUAGAAAAUUUGUAAGUUUCUAAGCUAUUUAGUGAAUAAACACUUCGAACUGGAUGCAUUUUGGAUUAAACUUAUGACUCAGAAUUAUCUUAUUGGAAGUGUUAAUUUAUACAGGAAGACUUUGAUAUGAUUGUAGAUGUCUUAUUAAAACUUGCUUUAACAACUAAAAAAAUUGCAAAAGAAACAAGAGAUUAAUUUAAAACCAUGAAUAUUCCAUAAGAAAGAGUAUUAAAUAGAAAUAUUUAGAUGACUGUAGAUGAAGUUAUAAAAAAAGCUGCAUUUGGUAAGCAUCCAUUAGCAAAUGCUAAGACAACUGCUUAAAUACUUCCUAAAUAGGAAGACUUUUCUAGAUUUUAAGAAUAAAUGCUUACUAGUUAAAAUAUGAUAAUUGGUUAUGCUGGAGUUUGGACCCAUGAAUAAUUUAGAGAAUAUAUUGAAAAAAAAUUAGUAAAUCAUCAAUAAUGUAAUUAUACCAAAAUAAAUGAUAGUUUUCCAAAGAUAAUUAAGAAAAUAAACAACCCCAGAAUUCCUUUCUCAAACCUAUGCGUUAAACGAUGAUAAAAAUGAUACUAUUGAUAUUGCACUACUAUUUAAAGGAAUUAAAUGGAGUGAUAAAAAUAUGCCCACUUAGCAUAUAUUAAACUAAAUUUUAGGAUCUUCAAGUAUUUAAAGUAUCUCAUAGGUUCUUGGUCAACUGGUGGUCCUGGAAAAGGAAUGAGAUCCAGAACAACACUUAAUUUAAUGUAAUCAAUAUAGUCUGUAGAAGAGGCUUCAGGGAUUUCUUCAAUAUUCUCUGAUGCUGGAAUAUUUGGUUUGAGAGUUUAAGGACCUCCUGGUUCCAAAUAAGAAUUAUACUCAAGUUUAAUAGAUGAAUUCAGAUAGUUGGGAUAGCCAAUGAGUGAUGAAGAAUUUUUUAGAGGGAAAAAUAUAGCUAUAACAUUAAUAAAUUUGAAUUUAGAGAGAUAAGCAGAUCGAUUAGAAGAAUAAAUUAAAACUGUAAAUGAUUCAAAUUAUGCAAGACUUUUUUGAUGGGAUAAAAUGCUGUACCACUUUAUGAAAGUUUGUUUGAAAAUGUCACUAAAGAAUAACUUUAAGAUUAUAUAAAAAACCUUAUAAAUAAUUCUGAACCUACUCUCAUGUAUUAUGGUAAAAAUGUGUAGGACAUUCCAACUCUGUAAUAGAUUAAAAGAAAUUUGAGAAAAUGA